AUUUUGUUUGAAAUGCGUAUUUCCAUCUGAGCGACUUUCACUAGCGACUGAAAAGAUUCUGAAUGGGCACUCCGGCAAGAUCAACACAGACACUUGCUGUGACAUGCAGCCUAGAGGAGAACCUGAAGACGGUGCUGAUGAACCUGACCAGUGCCUCGGUGCAGACUAACAAUGUGGGAACCAAGCAGGCAGACACAGUCUACUUCUUGGCCAUAACACCCCAAUUUGUGACAGAGGUGGUCAAAGCUGAGAGUCUGUAUGGCAUCCUGCUCUCCAUCAGCGGACAAAUGGCACUCAACUGUGGAGUGGUGCUGUUUCAGAUUGGCGUGCUGCAGCAGUACGGUGUGAAGGUUUUGGGCACACCUGUAGAGUCCAUCAUCGCCACAGAGGACAGACAGCUGAUUGCUGACAAGCUGAAGGAGACCGAUGAGAGGCUCGCCCCCAGUGUGGCUGUGGAGUCGGUUACUCAGACAGGAGCGAGAGAUGAGUGA
Molecule: messenger RNA, 491 nt
Organism: Neoarius graeffei (lesser salmon catfish)
Lineage: Eukaryota; Metazoa; Chordata; Actinopteri; Siluriformes; Ariidae
Product: carbamoyl-phosphate synthase [ammonia], mitochondrial-like
Exons: 4
Coding region: 63-491 (142 amino acids)
Biological process (GO): L-glutamine metabolic process
Cellular component (GO): cytoplasm
Source: RefSeq, a predicted model, not a curated record